Fusarium fujikuroi IMI 58289 is the source of this 1665-nucleotide messenger RNA. Its product is annotated as related to pisatin demethylase cytochrome P450. Gene Ontology annotation, molecular function: heme binding; monooxygenase activity; oxidoreductase activity, acting on paired donors, with incorporation or reduction of molecular oxygen. Bases 1 to 1665 code for a protein of 554 amino acids. The record is from RefSeq and is a predicted model, not a curated record. NCBI's taxonomy places the organism in Eukaryota, Fungi, Ascomycota, Sordariomycetes, Hypocreales, Nectriaceae. The transcript is spliced from 7 exons.
AUGGACCACGUCAUGAUGGUUGAGCCCAAAAGCCCUGAGGCCCUUGUGGUCUCGUUUACCAGUGGCUGUCUCUUACACAUUCUCUUCUACCGUAGGGGAGAAUGGGACACACUUGCGCUCCGAAUCUUGCAGGCCUAUGCUACAUUGCCCAUCAUUGUUAUUGGGUUGUUACGCUUGGCUGAAUUCAAAGGAUGGCAGCAUGGCAACAAUCUUUCGGCUGCAUCCGUCCUUUUGCUCGAAGGCGCUCACAUACUCGGGCUUAUAACCAGCAUCCUUUGUUAUCGCAUCGUCUUCCAUCCCUUGAACAAGUUCCCUGGGCCACUUUACGCUCGAAUCUCAAACUUCUAUCCGACCUACCUCACUACCAAGAACACGCAUCUGUAUGAAGAGGUUGAGCAACUCCAUCACCAAUACGGUGAUUUCGUUAGAUUGGGACCAACACAACUCUCCAUUACACACCCAAAGGCGAUCGAUGCUAUCUACUCUGCCAAAUCCCCAUGCACCAAAGGCCCGUUCUACAACAUUCUCAACCCUCGUAUCUCGUUACACAUGAUUCGCGACCACAAGGAGCACAGCGCUAGGCGAAAGACCUGGGAUAGAGCCCUAAGCUCUAAAUCACUACGUGACUACGAACCUCGCGUCACAAAGUAUACUACACAAUUACUCGAUCGUCUCAAUGAGAUGCAAGGCACGACUAUCAACGCCUCGGACUGGUUGAACUUUUACAGCUUCGACGUUAUGGGUGAUCUUGCUUUUGGCAAGUCCUUCAACAUGUUACGUGACGGUGUCAAUCAUUACUUCCUGAGUUCGCUGCAUGGCUCAAUGAAGAUGGUUGGUGCUCUUGCCCACAUUUCAUGGGUUAUCCCCAUCCUGAAACUCAUCCCCGCCGUCAAUUCUGAGGACCGACAGUUCUGGGCGUGGAUUUCAGGUCAAGUUGAGGAACGAUCAAAGAUGAAGCCUGAUAAUCCCGAUGUCUUUGCUUGGAUCCUCGAGGAGUACGAGCGCAAUCCAAAGACACACCAAGCAAAGCUCAAUGUUGAAGCCGAAGCCUAUCUAAUCGCAGUUGCUGGAAGUGACACGACCGCUGCGACUUUGACUGGUCUUCUCUUCGAGCUGGCGACCAAUCCCUCUCAAAUCAUCAAGCUGAGAGAGGAGAUUGACCAGUACUUUAUGGACAGAGAACACGCAGACCAUACAUCACUCUCCAACCUCAUUCACUUGAAUGCGGUAAUCGACGAGUCCCUUCGUUUACACCCGCCAGUCCCAUCAGGUUUGCAGAGAGUCACUCCCCCACAGGGACUGAUGGUAGGGGACACCUUCAUACCAGGCAAUACUAUUGUUCAGGUUCCCAUGCAUACAAUUCAGCGAGAUGAACGCAAUUUCGCACGACCAUCAGAGUUCAUCCCAGAGCGUUGGACAACAUCACCUGAGUUGACCAAAGAUAAGACAGUCUACGCACCCUUCUCAAUCGGUCGAUAUUCUUGUGUCGGGAAGCAGCUUGGUUUGAUGGAAGUGAGAUAUGUUAUAGCACAUAUUAUAAGGGCAUUCGAUGUGAGACUUGGUCAGGGCCAGACUAAAGAGGGCUUUUUAAAGUCCAAGAUGGAUACGUUCACACUGGCCACGCCAAACCUUCACCUUGUCUUUACACCUCGUCCUACAACAUGA